Molecule: messenger RNA, 1422 nt
Organism: Colletotrichum fioriniae
Lineage: Eukaryota; Fungi; Ascomycota; Sordariomycetes; Glomerellales; Glomerellaceae
Source: RefSeq, a predicted model, not a curated record
AUGGACAGCCCGAUGGAUGGGUCCGGCGGCUCGUCCUCGGCGCCGGGUUCGACGCCGACGGCUACGGCGACGACGCCUCACAGUGGUGUUGGGGUGACUGCUGCCGGUGGUACCACCACCACCAAGUCGCCUAGCGUUGCGAUGCCGUUGGGAAGUAUUUCGGCGGCGAGCAGCAGCAUUGGUGGUUCUUCUACGACGAGUACGACGGUCUCGGCUUCGGGUGCUGGUGCUGGUGCUGGUGCUGGUGCUGGGAGGGGGAGCACGCCUGGUACUGGUGGUACUACAACUACUCCUGGUGCUGCCACGGCGAAUACUGGCGCAACUGUUGUCUCGAGGCGGUCGCAUCCCAAGUCGAGGACGGGGUGUAGGACGUGUAAGAAUCGGAAGAUUAAAUCCCAACGGCACUCCUCCUCAUCCGUCCCGCGCUCGCCGGGCAGCAUCCCGACCCCGGGAGGGCCCGUCAACGGCGACGCCAUCGGGGGCGGGGCCGGUGUUGGUCUCAGCCUCGGCAAUGGCGGAGGCAUCGACGACCUCUCCCUCAACCUCAUCGACCUGGAACUCAUGCACAACUUCACCACGUUCGCCUUCAACACGCUCUCGACGGACCCCGUGGUGCGGCAGAUGUGGAAGGUACCCGUCGUCCGGCUGGCGCUCGAGUGCGACUACGUCAUGCGCGCGCUGCUGAGCGUGUCGGCGCUGCACCUCGCGCACAACAGACCCGAGAGGCGGGAUUUCUUUAUUAGUCGGGCCCUGACAUAUCACCAGAUGGCGAGCCGGACGGCCAUGGGUUUGAUGGGUGCGCUGGACGGGGAGAAUUGUGAAAAGUUAUAUCUGUUUUCGGUCUUGACCAUCUUUUUUGACUCCCUCAUCAUGGGCGAAUCCUCCUUCCCAGACUGGCUCUUCCUCCUCCGAGGCACCCGCUCCCUCCUCAAAGAACUCGACCCGCACACCUACGCGGGCCCGCUAACACCAAUGUUCAACCACGGCCGCGAGCGCUACAUGCACACCCGCGAUGAUUCAAAGAUCCAAUCGGACCUCCUCGCGGACCUCCAGCGCCUCGUCAACAAAACUUGCGCCGACGCCGCGCUCUUGCCAAUCUACAACCGCGCCAUUGACGAGCUGCGGCGGACGCUGAGCGUGUUUUUGUGGGACGGGGGUAGAGGGAUGGAUAUCACGGAUGCCUUUGUGUGGAAGUAUCUCAUGGCGGAGGAUUUCUUGCCGCUGUUGAAGAGUCCCGGGCACACGCAGGAGGCUGUGGCGAUUUUUUCGCAUUUUUGUAUAUUGCUCAAGAGGUUGGAGAAUGAGUGGUGGCUUCAGGGGUGGGCCACGCAUUUGAUUUCGAGGGCGUGGGCUGUGCUUGAUCAGGAUCAUCGGCUUUGGAUUCAGUGGCCUAUUGAGGAGCUUGGGUGGGUGCCGCCUUGA